Molecule: messenger RNA, 315 nt
Organism: Bipolaris zeicola 26-R-13
Lineage: Eukaryota; Fungi; Ascomycota; Dothideomycetes; Pleosporales; Pleosporaceae
Exons: 3
Coding region: 1-315 (104 amino acids)
Source: RefSeq, a predicted model, not a curated record
AUGACGAGCCCGGAUUCGUGGUCACAACGCCUUCGAGAGCAUUGCCUGGUCCGCGGUAUACCAGAGCCAACUUAUACGGAUCUUUCGGAUCGCCGAGGAGGCCGAACUGCAUGGACCACCAUGGUCUCUGUCAGCGGUACCAAUUACCAAGCUCGCUUCUGGUACGAUGGCGACUAUCUUUCUCAGGCAAAAGAAGACUGCUCCGAGGUUGCGCUCAGGACGAUUACUGGAUAUGUGAAUUCUGCGCAGACGCCGCCGCCAGCAAGCCACUAUCGUAGCUUGGGCACGCAGAUGAAUCAGAGUAUUACUUCUUGA